AUGAUCAAGAACACGGAGGACUUUCAGGUCAAGCUGCCGGCUGGGACUAUGCCGGGCGCAACAUUGCGGGUGACGCUGCCGGGCCGCACCCGCCAUGUGACUUGUACAGUGCCUGCCGACGCCAAGGGGGGUGACACGAUUCGCGUCACCGUGAAGAAGGAGUCGCCUCCGAUCGCUCAAAAACGGCACUAG
This is a messenger RNA of Emiliania huxleyi CCMP1516, 192 nucleotides long. RefSeq lists its product as hypothetical. The record is from RefSeq and is a predicted model, not a curated record. The coding region runs from base 1 to 192 and encodes 63 amino acids. The transcript has 2 exons. Lineage: Eukaryota; Haptophyta; Isochrysidales; Noelaerhabdaceae.